This is a messenger RNA of Westerdykella ornata, 2443 nucleotides long. RefSeq lists its product as uncharacterized. The transcript has 4 exons. The record is from RefSeq and is a predicted model, not a curated record. The coding region runs from base 320 to 2443 and encodes 707 amino acids. NCBI's taxonomy places the organism in Eukaryota, Fungi, Ascomycota, Dothideomycetes, Pleosporales, Sporormiaceae.
UGGAUCCUCUCUUCUCUUUGCCCACAUGAGGCAUGUAGAACGGCAUUCCAAGUGAUCUUCCUGUUCUAUGAAGACGAACUCCCUUGAAAGGCCUUAUUGAAGAAACGAUAGCAUUGGACGGCUUCGGCGCCAUGUGCAGACGUCAUAGUUGAAGACUGCAUCAAGACUGCAUCCAAGCCAAGGCACGAUUUGACUGACCGACAAGAAACAAGAGGUCCAGAAUCUCUUCUCAAACCACCAAGCUGGUAUUAAGAGUGGAUGAAUAAAGAUCAGAUGAAAAAGAGAUAUCUUGCUCGGUCCCUGAAUGAGCUCGUAAAUCAUGGAGAGACCAGUCCCUUCAAGUCUUAUCCGGCGUGUCUCUCCGCCUCCUUCAAAGCGAAGAAAAACAUCGGAAUUACCGCGACCGAACGGGAACGGUACCGGUAGAGGCAACCAUCAUUCUCUAGGACAAUCACCUCUUCCCAGUUCGAAACUAAGCAACUCGACCCCUUCAACGCCUCCAAGCGACACGGUGAACUCCCACUCAAUAUCAAAAACAUCCUCUUCCACCCAGACAAACGCCGCCACCGGCCCCCUCUCCCGUCCCGAGCCCACACUCGCCGCCGUCGAAGCCGGCCAAGCCAAAAUCGAAGACCAUCUCGCCUACUUCACCAAGCACCUCACCCUUGCCUGCCGCCCUACACCUCCCUCGGUGCCUCGCCUCCCCGUCCCCUCAUUUGCCUCCCUCUACGCGGAAAACCAGCACGCGCAUGGCCACCACUUUGUCAUCCAUCAGCACAACCACCCCCAGGCGGGCGUGCACUACGACCUGCGUCUCCAAUUCUCCGCGACGAGUUCCGUCUCGUUUGCGAUACCCAAGGGCUUGCCUGGAGACGCCAAUUCGAGGAGCAAGGGGCGCAUGGCGAUCGAGACGAGGGUGCACAAUUACUGGAAUCAUUUGAUCGAAAGCGCGUCGUGGAAGUCUGGCAGUUUGUUGAUCUGGGAUACGGGGACUUAUGAGGUGUUGCCGCGGAAGAUGUCGACUGCGCAGACGCAGCAGACGACGGACGAGGAGGGGACAUCGUCUGCGGCUUCUGAAGCCGAAAUAGACGGUAUCGAAGCGCUAAGAAGGACAUCCAGUGUUUCAGGUUCCAAAACAGCCAAGCACGAGAACGACAAACUGAUCCACGCGUUCCAAACGCGCUAUAUCCGUCUCCGCUUACAUGGCACCCGGCUCCCGAAGAACUACACCAUAACGCUGCGUCUGCCGUCGAACAACGACUUCGGGAACCCGCACAAGACGACGCACUUGCAGAAACAUAGACGGAGACGGAGGUACGUACCACCUGCGCCGCAGCCGCAGCAGCAGCAGCAGCAGGGCAAGAAACGGAAAUCCGCGCCGCAGCCAUCCAUCAAUUCACACUCCUCGUCCUCAGAUGCAGGAGAAGACGGGAUACAAGAAACUGACUUUGCGCCCACACCCCGAGACUCGGAUAACGCGAAUGAAGGAGCAGAAGAAGAAGAAGAGGACGCCAACCUCGACACCGACACGUCCUCGGAAGACCUGAAUACGCGCUUGCACAACGCAUACCCCGGCUCGACCAACAGCAUCGGCUCCGUGCACCAGCGGAAAUGGUUUUUGAUGCUUGAUCGACGGUCGAGUGGGUUUGUAGCUGGUACUGGCACGGGCGCUGGUGCUGCAACAUGGCGGCGGGACGGCAAUGCAGGGUUCGAUCCGUUUUAUGUGAGGGGCAGGGACGUUGAGAGGAGCGUUGUCACGGGGAGGUUGGCGAGGGACGUGGAGGAGGAUGAGGGGGUGGAAGGAAUCCAUGGGAGCGGGAUCUUCCCCGAGUCUCCAGCUCGCUCGCUGCGACACCCAGGCAAUGGGCGCGAAUCAUGGGCAGUGGAGUGUUGUCAAUCUUUCAAUGGCCCCUUAAAAGAGGAUGCCGAUGCCAGCAACGAUGCCCAAAAGGCAUUCCAUCUUCCCAUUGCGAUUCCACCGCGCCACACCCGCGCCAGGGCUCGACGUGGAAAUCGGAGUUUCCCCCGCAGAAGUAAGCACGCCCGGUUUUCCAGCGGAAGUAGUAGAUGUCCUGCUGGGCGGCGGUCUUGUGAUGGUGGUCGUCGUGGCACGGCCGCCGCUUGGGCUAACGACAACGACAGUCUCACUUUCCGCCGUGCCAGUUUGAAUCACCACGACGGUCGACCCCACCGUCGUCGAGAGGCCUGGCGUCAGCGUGACGGAGGCGGAAUUGUCGAUGACAACCGUGGGAGGCGUAGGUUGAGCAUUUGGUUGGGCGCCCGGUUGCGGCGCAUCGGUGAUGUGCGAGACGAUGUCGUCGAGCAGCUCAUCCGGUCCGCCCGGCGUGACCUGCGGGACUGCAGGAAUCUCUCUAUGGUCCUCUGGGGGUGGGAUCACUGGUGGAUUUGUGUGAUCAUCGCCCGGGUCUGGGUUUGGCUGUGA